This is a messenger RNA of Candidozyma haemuli, 1233 nucleotides long. RefSeq names its product Van1p (gene VAN1). Gene Ontology annotation, molecular function: alpha-1,6-mannosyltransferase activity. The transcript has a single exon. Gene Ontology annotation, biological process: protein N-linked glycosylation; cell wall mannoprotein biosynthetic process. NCBI's taxonomy places the organism in Eukaryota, Fungi, Ascomycota, Pichiomycetes, Serinales, Metschnikowiaceae. The record is from RefSeq and is a predicted model, not a curated record. Gene Ontology annotation, cellular component: mannan polymerase complex. The coding region runs from base 1 to 1233 and encodes 410 amino acids.
AUGCUGGAAAAAGCUGUCCUUACCGAGGACUAUGAUCUAUAUACGGUGACCAAGGAUGGUGUUCAGAAAGCCGAGCCGGAAGACGCGGCCAGCACUGCCGAGGCAGAACAAAUCUAUAAAGACACUGUUCAUAUUCACGACUUGAAUAACUACCAAGGCACUCCUGCCGGUGAAUCUGCCAAUGAGGUGGUACUAUUCUUGAUGCCCCUUAGAAACGCCGAGCACGUCUUGCCCAUGGCUUUCCAGAACAUCAUGAACUUGACCUACGACCAUUCGUUGGUUGACAUUGCAUUUUUGGUUUCUGACUGCUCUCCUGGCGACACCACGUUGGAAUCCGUGUUCAAGUACUCUGUUUCUUUGCAGAAUGGCACUUUGGCCGACGAGCUUCUAGCAGCAGAGAGAGAUAAACGUAAUGACGCCGUGAGAGGCACAAACGACUUGUACGAGAAUUACAUGGACCAAGCUUAUAUGGAGAAUGUUCGCAAAGCGUACAACUCGCCCGAAACAUGGCACAAGGGCUACAGAACGCCAUUUAGAUCUGUUUCCAUCUACGUGAAAGAUUUCGGUCAGGUGAUUGGCCAGGGCUUCAGUGAUAGACAUGCAGUUAAAGUGCAAGGUAUUAGAAGAAAGUUGAUGGGCCGGGCUAGAAAUUGGCUCACGGCCAGUGCAUUGAAACCACAUCAUUCGUGGGUUUACUGGAGAGACGUGGAUAUUGAAACAUGCCCUGGUUCUGUGAUUCAGGACUUGAUGAAAUUCGACUAUGACGUUAUGGUGCCAAACAUUUGGAGACCAUUGCCCGGCUUUUUGGGUAAUGAACAGGCGUACGAUCUUAAUUCGUGGGUCGAAUCAGAACCUGCUCUAGAACUAGCGAAGAAACUUGACGAGGACGAUGUUAUAGUCGAAGGGUACGCCGAGUAUCCGACAUGGCGAGUGCAUUUGGCAUACAUUCGAGACGCAAACGGAGAUCCAAACGAAGUUCUUGAUUUGGAUGGUGUAGGAGGAGUUUCCAUUCUCGCCAAGGCCAAGAUUUUCAGGCAGGGCGUCCAUUUCCCGGCCUUUACGUUUUUGAACCACGCAGAAACUGAGGCGUUUGGCAAGAUGGCCAAGAAGAUGGGAUUCAGAGUUGGAGGGUUGCCCCACUACACUAUCUGGCAUAUUUACGAGCCCAGUGAAGACGACCUUAAGAAGAUCGCAACCAUGGAGAGGCAAAAGAGGCGUCAGAAGAACACCUAG